AUAUCAAUAGCAGUUUCUCCCGAAUAAAAGUAAAUAGCGUGCUCCGUAUGUCUGUUGUAAUGAAAAUUAUCAGUUUCCUCGGCUGGUGGCUUAGGAAACAGGAUGUGAAAGAGGUGGAAAAAGUUGAAUCAUGGUUAGAUGAGCAUCCUCAUUUUGUAUACGACUAUUUUAUACGAAAGGCAUCUCGACAGAUGGUGGAUACAUGGCUUUUGGUUCAUUCUGCACCUCAGGGCAUGGUACAAGAAAGCUCUUCGACAAACACUACCCCGACGAGCACCAACUCUGGUUCGACGACUCCUGUCAGAAAAAUAUCUGCUCAGGAGUUCAACAGAAGCGGGCUUCUGGGCCCCAUCGUCAAUACGACAGUGGAUGGCAUUCCGACGUUUCUCACAUUUCCUCUGCCGGGCGAUACUGCCUUGCCUUCUUUCAACAGAGCAGGUCGGAAGAGUCGGCAGGAGCUUCGGGCCCUAGACGAGCGGGAGUUGAUCUUCGAGCUCGUCAAGGACAUCUGCAACGACCUUGAGAUUCGAAGUCUGUGUCAUAAGAUCUUACAAAACGUCAGUAUCCUAACUGAUGCCGAUAGGUGCUCACUGUUUCUUGUCAGGGGAGAAAAAGGGCAACCUAAUAGGUGUUUAGCGAGUCAACUGUUUGAUGUGUCUUGCAGCUCCACGAUCGAACAAAUGCAACAAAAAGAAGAGAUCCAAAUCCCCUGGGGAACGGGGAUUGUUGGAUAUGUUGCAGAAAGCAGGGAAUCACUCAACAUCCCAGACUGCUAUCAGGAUUCCAGAUUCAAUAAUAAAGUUGAUCAAAAGACGGGCUAUACGACAAGAAAUAUGCUUUGCAUGCCUAUAUUAGACGUUGACGGUGAAGUAAAGGGCGUGGCUCAAAUAAUAAACAAGUGCGGAGGAGAAGAGCCGUUCACAGAUGCUGAUGAAAAGGUAUUUUCAAGGUAUCUCCAGUUUUGCGGAAUCGGACUGCGAAAUGCUGAACUAUACGAACGAUCCGAACUCGUAAAUAAAAGAAAUCAAGUACUUCUGGAUUUGGCACGGAUGGUAUUUGAAGAACAAAGUACAAUUGAACACAUUGUAUACCGAAUCAUGACUCAUACUCAGUCGUUACUGCAAUGUGAGAGAUGUCAAGUACUUCUGGUUGAUGAAAACACAAAGACAUUUUCAAGAGUGUUUGAUCUGGAUGUAAAUGAUAUGAAUGCAGAAAAUGCAGAUAAUAGAAAAAGUCCUUUUGAAGGUCGAUUUCCUAUAAAUGUUGGAAUCACUGGUUAUGUUGCUACAACUGGAGAGACAUUAAAUAUCCCAGAUGUGCAUCAAGAUGAGAGAUUUGAUCCUUCAGUUGAUGAAGAUAGCACAUUUCGUCAUUAUUCAGUUUUGUGCAUGCCAAUCAGAAAUGCUUCAACAAAAAUUGUUGGUGUUAGUCAACUCAUUAACAAACUUAAUGGAACUCCUUUUAACAAAAAUGAUGAGCAUUUAUUUGAGGCAUUUGCUAUCUUUUGUGGAAUGGGUAUACAAAAUACCCAAAUGUAUGAAAAAGCUAUCAAGGCAAUUGCAAAAACCAGAGUUACUUUAGAAGUUCUGUCUUAUCAUGCUACUGCUCCACAGGAAGAUGCCCAGCGAUUAAGUAAAUGUGUUAUACCAUCAACUCACGUGUAUAAACUUCAGGAUUUAAAGUUUAAUGACUUCAGUUUAAAUGAUGAAGAUAUGCUGAAAGCUUGCCUUAGGAUGUUUAUGGACUUGGAUUUAAUUGAACGAUUUCAUAUUAAUUAUGAGGUACUUUGUCGAUGGCUCCUAAGUGUCAGGAAGAACUACAGACAAGUCAUAUAUCAUAACUGGAGACAUGCUUUUAAUGUGGGCCAAAUGAUGUUUGCUGUUUUAACUAUCACCAAGUUAUGCCAUGUGUUUGGAGAAGUUGAAACUUUAGCUUUAAUGAUUGCAUGUUUAUGCCAUGAUUUAGACCAUAGAGGCACAAAUAAUUCUUUUCAGAUAAAAUCAUGUUCACCACUGGCGCAGUUAUACUCUACUUCAACAAUGGAACAUCACCAUUUUGAUCAGUGCAUCAUGAUUUUGAAUAGCGAGGGAAAUCAAAUUCUUAGUCAUCUUUCACCUGAUGAAUAUACUCAUAUUGUACAUGUGUUAGAAGAUGCAAUCUUGGCUACAGACUUAGCAGUCUAUUUUAGAAGACGAGGAACAUUUUUCAAGCUAGUCGAAUCAGGAGAUUAUAAUUGGAAAAGAGAUGACAACAGGGAACUCCUCAGGGGUAUGCUGAUGACUCUUUGUGAUAUUGCAGCAAUUACAAAACCAUGGGAAAUACAAAAAGUAGUUGCUGAACUAGUGGCCAGUGAGUUUUUUCAGCAAGGUGACAUUGAAAAAGAACAGUUAAAGAUUCAGCCAAUUGAUAUGAUGAAUCGUGAGAAAAAGGAUGAAUUACCUUUGAUGCAAGUUCGAUUCAUUGAUUCCAUAUGUGCACCUGUGUAUGAGGCUUUUGCUAAAAUUUCAGACAAGCUGAAGCCUUUAGUUACUGGUGUUCGUGAGAAUCGUAUGCAGUGGUUGAAACUGGCUGAAGCAAAAAAUCUCUGUUUGUGCAAUGAGAAGUGAUUUCUGUGUCAGAACAUUUUUCUCCGGGAUAUUCAGUAUUAAUAUUUUAUCACAUUUUGAAGAUUCUGUAGAUAUAGUUCCUGGAUUCUGAGGUGUCUUCAGACCAUUGGUUGGGAAAUAUUGUUUUAAAAGACAGAAGCUUCAAAAAGAUAUGUUCUGUCAAAAUCAUCUUCCUAGCUAUAAUUGCCAAAUAUUAUACAUUAUUGUGUAAAGACUACUGAAUUAAUUACAAAGAUGCUAUGCAUCUAUUAAUUUCAAUUUAAGUUUAUCAGAUCUGCAUUAUCAAAAUGAUAAAAAUAAAAUUUUUAAAAGAAAUUCUAAACUUUUCAUGAAAUAUAUCUUUAAUUUAAUAUAUAAAUGUUAAAGAUAAAACUUCUGUUUAUGAAAUACGUAUAUAUGGAGACAUAUCUUUACUCUUUGAACAUUUAUAUUAAAGAAGUUUUUAGAUUUUUAUGUAUUUAAAUUUUUGCCUCUUACCAAACCCCGAUUUUUAAAUAGUUCAUUUGUGUAUGUUACAAAUAAAGAAUUUGCCAGCAUUAUAUAAUAAAAGUAGCAAAUUAAAAAACAUAUAUAAUUUAUGCAUAUAUAUUUGUUCAUAUUUUGUUUAAUAAAUAUACCAAAGGUUCUUCCCCUUUGAAAUGGGUUUUAUUCCCCUGAGCCAGGAAGUUUGAAGUAGCAAUUAUAUUUUAAUGUUUUACUCUAAGGAUUAUAUAUAGGAUGAUUAGAAAAGUCUCAGUUUAAGCUGUAUUUCUUUAACUAUUGAUUCUAAAUAUGUACUUCCAACUAAAAAUGCAGUACAUAUUAUAAAAUAUAUAACUGCUGCUAUAAAAAUUAUAAGUUACACUUAUCUUUGUGAAACAUUUAGUAUUUAAUUCCAGUUUUCAUUUAAUCAUGAGAUUUUCUGAUACUUAGCAUAUAUCAGCUUAUAAUUUAAAAUAUUGUCUUUCUUGAUAUUUGUUAAUGAUCGAAAUAUUAUCAUAAUGAAUGGAAGAUUAUGACAACAGACAAUGAAACAAGUAAUUAUGGAAAUCUAUCCAAUUAGUGUUGCUGUUCAUCAGUAGGCUCCAAAACCCAUGCUGCUCAGAGAGUUCAUAUAAAGAAUUAUUUUAAAUAAUGGUUGUAUAUUAUGGUAUUCAUUAUUUUAAAAUUUCAUUGUUAUACACACAGAAAUAUGUACUUACUUACCAGUGAUUUAUAUUAUACUUGAAUAACUAUAUUUAAUAAUUAUUGUUUGUUUUUAGUGUAACAUGAUUGUUUGUAUGUAAAAUAUGCAGGUUAAAAAAAUUAUGCAUUUCAUAUUGCAUUAUAAGAAAUGUUAGUAAGAGAUUUUCAUACAUAUUUUUGUAUCUACACUUUUCUAAAUCUUUUGCAAUAGCAAUAAAAAUGAAAUAUUAAGUAUUCUUAAUAUGAACAUUAGUUUUCACAUGGUUAAAAAACUGAUUAAAAAUUUUAUGCUUAAUAGUAAUAAAUAAUAGCUUAGGAUUAUAGUGUUAUUAAUUCUUUCAAAACUGAAUGAAAAUUUAUGUUAACUGUGAUUAUUCCUCUUUUAUUAAAUUAAAUGGCAAAGCUGUGCUUUUUUUUUGAAAGUAGACUGAAUGCUAAUCCUUUUAAUAAGUUUCAGCAAGCUUUUAUAAAUAUAUAAAUCAUUGAUUUUAUUAUUAUAGAUUAAAGAUUGCCUAAAUAUACAUUGUGAUAAUAAUCUUUAUUUCAGAAUGGGCAGUUUUUAAUUAAUAAUAUAAAUAAAAAAACUCAUUAAACAACUGAAAAUGAAAUUUAGGUUCUAUAUAUUAAAUGGUAUUCUAGAAAAUACUAUGCUGAACUUGAAGCUAAGAUGAUGAGCAUAAAAAUUUAAGUAAAAUGAAUUAUAUUUGUUCAUGAGGAAAAAUCAUUAUAUAUAUAAUUUUCUCAAAAAUGCUACAUUUUUAUGAAAUAUUUAAAUUGUUCUGAUAGUGCUAGAUCUGUCAUUAAUUAUAGUAAUUUCUUUUCUAAAAAAUAUGAAGCCCAAGAAAUCUGUUAGAUAGAUGAUUUUGAGGAUUGUCAUAUGCCGAUUUAUAGGAAAUUGUUUGAAAGAUUUAGGAACUAUAUAGCAGUGGAUAUUUCUUAUUCAUAACAUUAUAUGUGUGGUCUGAAUUAUAUGUGUGGUCUGAAGCUUGUGUAACAUAUUUUUAAUAAUUUGAAAAAUCAGUUAUCAUGUGUGUUUGUUUGUUCAUAGUGAAACAUAUUUAUGUGAAAUUAAAAUUUUAUUUUGAGCUUGGGUUUUGUCCGUCCGUGUUUGAGCUAUGCCAUACUGUUCUAUCCUUACAAAACCCUAUGGUUUAUUGUGUAUUUAUUCAGAUUCCAAACCACAUCCCUUUAAAAUGUUCAAGUUAUACACAUUUUGUGUCAUUUAGAUGUGUAUUUUGCUAAUGGUGUACAAAAUGAACGUUCAUGGAUAUGCGUGUUAAAUAAUCUAAAACGUUUUAUGCUUAUUCAGGGUUUUUACUGAUUUUUUAAAGGCCUUAAAAUUUUCUGAUUGCUGAUACUUAAUUUCGAUUUGAGGUCUUUAAAUGUGUUCAAAGAAUUUUCUGUUUUUAAUUUUAAAGUUAAUCAUUAAAACUAUGAAAACUUUUUUUGACCAUUAUUUCAAAUAAUUUUUAUGUUUUGUAUGCAUUUUAUGACAGUUUACUAAAAUAUUUAAAAAUUGUUAAAGUGCUUAAAGGUAAUGCAAGCAGUAAAACAUAGAAAGGAACACUGAACUUUUUUGUUUGUUUGUGUUAUUGUUUGAGAUUUAGUUUUCUUGUUUUGUGACAGUUUUCAUUGUCCCAAUUGUUUAAUGUACAUAAAAAGCAUUAUAUAAUGUUAUACUAUACUUACACUUUUGUUUUUCAAAUUUUGGGGAACAAAAAUGUUUAUGACAGAUAGUAAUUGAAAGUUUUUUAAAAAUACCAAAAAGGGGCCAUUAGAAAUUAUUCAUUACUUUUGUGAUUUAAAAAAAGUAUGAACCCUGUAUUAAGUAUUAUAUAUAUAUUAUGAACCUUGGCGUUAAAUGUUCUUUUUUUUUUUU
Molecule: messenger RNA, 5649 nt
Organism: Stegodyphus dumicola
Lineage: Eukaryota; Metazoa; Arthropoda; Arachnida; Araneae; Eresidae
Gene: Pde11
Product: Phosphodiesterase 11
Biological process (GO): signal transduction
Molecular function (GO): 3',5'-cyclic-nucleotide phosphodiesterase activity; protein binding
Source: RefSeq, a predicted model, not a curated record